AUGAGUACUAUUCCACGUAAGAAAUCAGAUGAAAUCGCGCGAUCUAAAGCUAAAUUUGGUCGAACUAGUACGCAUAACUUAACUAUGGGAAUUGUUGGGCUGCCUAAUGUUGGCAAGUCCUCUUUAUUCAAUAUAAUGACUGAGCAACAAGUGCCUGCUCAGAACUAUGCCUUUUGCACUAUCGAUCCAUCGGAAGCUAAAGUGGCUAUUAAAGACCCUAGAAUGGACCAAUUAAUGGCUAUCUAUAAAUCAAAGAAAAGAGUGCCUGCUUAUCUUACUGUCUUUGAUAUUGCUGGUUUGGUAAAAGGAGCUUCAGAAGGCUUGGGUUUGGGCAAUCGGUUUUUAGAGAAUAUUCGGCAGGUGGAUGGAAUUUACCAUGUUGUGCGCUGCUUUGAAGAUGACUCGAUUGUGCACGUAGAUGAUUCAGUCGAUCCAGUUCGUGAUUGUACGGUGAUUGGCCAUGAGUUACGGCUGAAGGACUUAGCUGAUUGUCAGUCGCAUUUAGAGAGUGCCAAGAAGCAAUUGAAAGCUAAAAGCAAUGAUAAGCAGGUAAAACUACUGGUAAGUUCUUUGGAGAAGUUAAUGAGUGGUUUAGAGGCGGGUCAAGAUGCUCGUGCAAUUGACUUUACGAGUGAAGAGAUUAGAGCUUUAAAACCUUUGAAUUUGAUAACGGCUAAGAAUGUUGUUUAUUUGGCUAAUAUUAGUAGUGAAAUGUUCUUGCGUAAGAAAGUACCCUCUUUAGCUGGUAAAUUGGCGAGGCAUUUAGCAGUGGCCGAUCCGGGUGCACCUUUAGUACUAGUGAGUGCGGGUUUAGCGGAUGCAGAAGAGACUAAUGGGUACUUGACGAAAACAAUUGCGGCUGGGUAUGCGUCCUUAGAGUUAAGUAACUUCUUUACUUGUGGGCCGGAAGAGGUGCAUAGUUGGACAAUUCGGGAGGGGACUUUGGCCCCGGAUGCUGGUGCGGUGAUUCAUUCGGACUUUAAGCAGGGCUUUGUAGCCGUUGAUGUGAUCUCUUAUGCUGAUAUUAUUGAGCAUGGGUGUGAGCAGAAGGUUAAGAGCUUAGGAUUGUGCAAGAUGAAAGGCAAAGACUAUGCCGUGGCUAAUGGUGAUAUUUUGCAUUUCAAGGCGGGUAGGAUCAAUCCGGCUAAGAAAUAA
Messenger RNA from Nematocida homosporus, 1155 nucleotides. RefSeq names its product obg-like ATPase 1. The record is from RefSeq and is a predicted model, not a curated record. The transcript has a single exon. Gene Ontology annotation, molecular function: ATP binding; GTP binding; ATP hydrolysis activity. Gene Ontology annotation, cellular component: cytoplasm. Bases 1 to 1155 code for a protein of 384 amino acids. Lineage: Eukaryota; Fungi; Microsporidia.